Messenger RNA from Pelobates fuscus (common spadefoot toad), 4154 nucleotides. It is a transcript of the gene DVL3, whose product is annotated as dishevelled segment polarity protein 3. Gene Ontology annotation, cellular component: cytosol. The coding region runs from base 971 to 3115 and encodes 714 amino acids. Gene Ontology annotation, molecular function: frizzled binding. The record is from RefSeq and is a predicted model, not a curated record. Lineage: Eukaryota; Metazoa; Chordata; Amphibia; Anura; Pelobatidae. The transcript is spliced from 16 exons. Gene Ontology annotation, biological process: intracellular signal transduction; canonical Wnt signaling pathway.
GUGAGUACCGCGCAUGCGCAGCGCCCGAUAGACGGACACCGAGUGACAGAAACAGAGCGAGGAACCGGCCGGUAACUGUGCCCGAACACACAGGCCGGACCGGGAGAGGCCACCGGACUACACCGGCCUCCGACAGCGAGGGUUCGGGGCGGGCAAGCCAGCGGGAGAGAAGCUAAUGUGUGCUGCACUGACAGGCCACACUCAACUGUUUAUUACUGGCCGUCCGCAUAUACAGAGACACUGCCUGCUCGGCCCAUCCUCUACCACACACACACAGAGCUCCCAUAACUCCCACACAGAGCUCCCACACUGAGCUCCCAUAACUCCCACACUGAGCUCCCAUAACUCCCACACUGAGCUCAUAUACUGAGCUCCAACACAGAGCUCCCAUAACUCCCACACAGAGCUCAUAUACUGAGCUCCAACACAGAGCUACCAUAACUCACACACAGAGCUCCUAUACCGAGCUCCCAGACUGACCUCCCUUACCAUCCACACUGAGCUCCUAUACUGAGCUCCUAAACCAUCCUCUCACUGAGCUCACAGUCUAAGUCUGUAUCUACCAUCACAUCCUCUCACUGAGCUCCCACACUCUGUUUCACACACACACUGAGCUCCUAUCCUAGCUUUACACACUGAGCUCCCACACUGAGCUCCUCCAACCUUAGCUUCACACACACAGAGAGAUUGUCUCUCCAAGCCCAGUCUCAAGGUUCACACUGAGCUCCCAGGCUCUCAUCCAGCCUGCCCCAUCACUGUGAGCUCUCAGACAGUCUCUAACAUCCUAUUCUCCCAGCAUAGUCUUCUACUGGAGCUCAAACUGUCCCCUCUAGACUCCACAUCCUCUCAUUGUCAGCCCUCUGUCUCUCCAUGAACCCCCUUGUAUGACAACUACUGGGGCUGGGCCCCUCCCCAAAUCUGGUUACAGCACCCUCUUCCUCAGGCCUUUACCCUUCUCUGUUGGGUCACCAUGGGGGAAACCAAGGUUAUUUACCACCUGGAUGAGCAGGAGACCCCGUACCUGGUCAAGCUGCCCGUACCCUCUGAAAGAGUUACCCUGGGAGACUUUAAAGGUGUUCUGAACAAACCCAACUACAAGUUCUUCUUCAAGUCCAUGGAUGAUGACUUUGGUGUGGUAAAAGAAGAGAUUUCCGAUGACAAUGCAAAACUCCCAUGUUUCAAUGGAAGAGUUGUAUGUUGGCUUGUAUCUGCUGACGGCUCACAGUCUGAUGGAGGCUCUGUCUGUGCUGAUCUCCAGUCUGAUUUGCCUCCACAAAUUGAGAGGACCGGAGGAAUUGGAGACUCGCGACCCCCGUCUUUCCACCCAAACACGCGUGGCAGUCAGGAGAACUUGGACAAUGAGACCGAGACAGACUCUGUUGUGUCAGCGCAGCGGGAGAGACCAAGAAGAAAAGAACCAACAGAACAUGCUCCCAGGCUAAAUGGCACAUCUAUGCUUGAAAGGCGCAGAGAUACUGGAGGGUACGAAAGCUCAUCCACCUUAAUGAGCAGUGAGCUGGAAUCAACCAGUUUCUUUGACUCCGAUGAAGAUGAUUCCACCAGCAGGUUCAGUAACUCUACAGAGCAAAGUAGUGCAUCGCGUCUAAUGAGAAGGCACAAAAGACGUAGGAGAAAACCUAAAGCUCCUCGUAUAGAGCGGUCCUCUUCAUUUAGCAGCAUCACUGAUUCUACCAUGUCUCUAAACAUUAUCACAGUGACUCUGAACAUGGAGAAAUAUAAUUUCCUCGGUAUCAGUAUUGUUGGACAAAGCAAUGAACGUGGUGACGGAGGCAUCUAUAUUGGGUCCAUCAUGAAAGGGGGUGCUGUGGCAGCCGAUGGGAGGAUUGAGCCAGGAGACAUGUUAUUACAGGUAAAUGAUAUCAAUUUUGAGAACAUGACAAAUGACGAUGCAGUGAGAGUCCUAAGAGAGAUUGUGCACAAGCCAGGACCCAUAACUCUCACUGUUGCCAAGUGCUGGGAUCCCUCACCUCGUGGUUGCUUUACAUUACCUAGAAGUGAGCCAAUUAGGCCUAUAGAUCCAGCAGCCUGGGUGUCUCAUACAGCUGCCAUGACUGGUACUUACCCACCUUAUGGUAUGAGCCCCUCCAUGAGCACCAUCACCUCAACUAGCUCCUCCAUCACCAGCUCCAUCCCAGAGACUGAACGUUUCGAUGACUUUCACUUGUCAAUACACAGUGACAUGGUGACUAUUGUGAAAGCCAUGAGCUCUCCAGAAUCUGGCCUGGAAGUAAGAGAUAGAAUGUGGCUGAAGAUUACCAUCCCAAGUGCUUUUAUAGGUUCUGAUGUGGUAGAUUGGCUUUAUCACCAUGUUGAAGGAUUCACAGAUCGUCGAGAAGCUAGGAAAUAUGCCAGCAACCUCCUAAAAGCGGGAUACAUUCGUCAUACAGUCAACAAAAUUACUUUUUCUGAGCAAUGUUACUACAUCUUUGGAGACUUGUGUGGUAACAUGGCAAACCUUUCCUUAAAUGACCAUGAUGGCUCCAGUGGAACAUCUGAUCAGGACACACUGGCUCCUCUUCCACAUCCUGGAGCAGCUCCUUGGCCCAUGGCAUUUCCAUAUCAAUACCCUUUGCCUCAUCCUUACAAUCCUCACCCGGUAUUUCCAGAACCUGGGUUCAGCUACGGAGGGGGUAGUGCUGGCAGUCAACACAGUGAAGGUAGCCGAAGUAGUGGCUCCAACCGCAGCAGCACUGAAAAACGGAAAGACAGAGAAGCCAAACCUGGAGAAUCAAAGUCUGGGGGAAGUGGUAGCGAGUCAGAUCACACCGCACGAAGCAGUCUGCGAAGAGAUAGAGCAGCCAGCGAACGUUCAGCCCCAGCAAGUGAACACAGUCUUCGAAGUCACCACUCCAUUGCACACAGUAUCCGGAGCCAUCACACACAUCAGUCAUAUGGCCCCCCAGGAGUACCCCCUCUCUAUGCCUCUCCAAUGAUGAUGAUGCCAGCACCCUCUCCUACCAUGGGGCCUCCUGUAGCCCCUACAGGUCGUGAUCUAGCUUCCGUCCCACCAGAACUCACCGCUAGUAGACAGUCCUUCCGCAUGGCCAUGGGGAAUCCCACAGCAAAGAAUUCUGGGGUAUUUGAUUUUCUCUGAGCAAGCUGCCAGAGGAAGUGUAUGAACACCAUUCGGAGUGUCACUUUCUUGUGAGCAUGUCAGAACAGCACAGUGUAUAGAUGAGGAGAUUCCGCUGCCACAGGAACAUCUUAAAACAGGAGAAGAUUCUGCCGAGGGGAACACCACAAGCCUUACAUUUUCACAAUACAAGAAUGAAUAUAACCACGGAGUGCCACAACACAUCACAUUCAGAAUAUAAACUGAAACAAAACAAAAUUAUACUUUUUUUUUAUUUUAUUCAAUAUUCAUAUAACAGUACUGCUGUCACAGCUCCAUGCUCUAAAAAUGUUACUUAUUUUUGGAUUUUAUUUUCAGAUCUUAAGCAGCAUAAUGUAUUUUAACUAUCAGUCUGUACGGCCUGCAGCAUAUUGCUCUGCAUUAUUCUUAAAUUGUUUAGCAACAUGUUGUAUAUCAUUUUGGCAUGAAUGGAUUAUAACGUCUCUCCUUGUUGCUGUCCUAUAACAGUCCUACUGUAUUUUCCUUGCAUUUUCCACACUGCAGCUGGAUGUUCUUCUCUUCUAUUACCUGGGGAUGAUGUCCCAACAAUGGUGCUAGUAAAUCUAUUAUUCCACAAACAAUAAUAUUCUGUACUACCCUGCCAUCUUUCCCCUUCUCCCCCUCCCAGCAAAAAACAAAACACUAAACUAAAGGCACAACUGGGGAUAGAUGCAUUGCACAAAUGUAUACAGAGUGACUUUAAUGUGGUCUCUGCAUCAAAGCUUUACACUAACUGACAGGCUGAUACGUGAUCCCAAGAACAUAGUAUUGUGGCAGGAAGUUGGAGUUCCUUUAGUAUCUGAUCAUCACAGACACUUCCAUUAAAGCAAGUUCUGCUCUCACUUUGUUGCUCAACAUUCUUGUAUGCUUCAGAGUGAAGCAUUGUGAUCCAGCAUUUGAGUGUAAAUGCAUUCAGUCUUCGAGCAAAUACCUGGUAUUACUUUUAAUUUUAUUAUUUCUUUUCCCCAUUGCUUUGUUGCACUGAAAUGUUUCUGCUGCAAUAAAUCUCCACUCAAGUUUA